This is a messenger RNA of Hansenula anomala, 1980 nucleotides long. It is a transcript of the gene CTM1, whose product is annotated as cytochrome c lysine N-methyltransferase. The record is from RefSeq and is a predicted model, not a curated record. Bases 1 to 1980 code for a protein of 659 amino acids. NCBI's taxonomy places the organism in Eukaryota, Fungi, Ascomycota, Saccharomycetes, Phaffomycetales, Wickerhamomycetaceae. The transcript has a single exon.
AUGGGAUUCAGCGAAGAAUACAGAGACUCGUUUAUACAAUGGUCCAUAGAAAAUGGAACCAAACUCAGUGAAUUCAUCACUGUCAAAGAUUCAAAUACUGGAGGAACAGGUGUUUUUUUCAAUAUAGAUGAAUACAUCAAACAAAACGGUGCAAUUGAUGAAGAAGAUCCAGUAAUAUUGAUGAGAGUACCUAAAAGAUUGACCCUAUCACUUGACUCAAUCGCUGAGAUGUUGUUAGCUCCUCAACUAAAGUAUGAUUUGAAAGCUAAUGGGGAUUAUAUCAAACAAGGUCAAGUUUUCCAGGUGUUUUUAAGCGAAUUAACUUCAAGUUUUCAAGAAGGUAUAGACCCUUAUUUCAGAGGUGGCUUAAAUGAAACAAACAUAUUAGUUGGUGAAAUUCAAAUCUUGACAGUUUUGAAAAAGAUCAGAGAUGAAUUGAUAUCAUCAAAUAUUUCUGAUGAGUAUAAAAAAUUUUUGAAAAACUCACCUUUUGCAAGAUUUGAUAGAUACAUUGAUUUACUAUACCAUACAGAUGUGAAUUCCGUCAAGUUGGAUGAAUACUAUGACCUAUACAAGAAUCAAUUCAAAUAUAAUCAAAGAGAGUAUAGAUUUAUGAUUGAAAAGACCAAGAAUUUGGCAAUCUACAAUGCAUUAAACAGUAUUGAUGAAGAUUUAGGAUUUGAUCCAAAAGAUUUUGUUGAUAUUAGGUUUCUACAAAAAAUUGAAAUCUCUGUAAUUUCAAGAAUUUUGGAAAUUCCUGAAGCUUUGAAACCACGUCAACAAGAAGUUUCAAAUACUCAAGGUCGUUAUGAUAAGUUUAAUGACCCAGAUACAAAAGAUCCAAGAAAAGUUCAAAGAUUGGAGACACAAGAAGAUGGUGACAUUGAGGAUGGUUACGUUGAAGAAGAUGGUGAUGAUACUCCUGAUGAAAGUGAAAAAUAUGGGUUUGCAGUUGCAUCUACAAUGGUUCCUGUUAUUGACUUUGUGAAUCAUAGUAAUGAUAAAGCUAACUCAAACUUUGAUGUCGAUAAAGAAACUAAAGAUGUGUUGCUGAAGUAUAAUCACAAAGACCCAAAACUCAAAGGUGAAGUUGAACUAUUCAUCACUUAUUCAGAAUAUGAAGAUGUUUUCAAUUUCAUCAAUGCAUAUGGAUUUGUCCCAAAGAGUAAUAAAACUAAUCCAUUUUAUGAACAUGCCAUUGAUAGAGAUUUCGUAUCAACCUACAAGAUUGAAAGUGAAGUUGAUGGUGAGAAGUAUGAACAUAAUUUAGGUAACGUUUUAAAAUGGUUAGGACAAGCUCCAAAUAUUCAAUUUGUUUUAACUUAUGAAGGCGAUGAGCUGAAAGAUGUGAAAUUGAAUCUUGAUCAAAACUUUAUCAUAUUUGGAUUCACAAAAGGGUUGUCAUAUGACCCGGCAAAGGCAUUUCAAAUCAUAAAAGACUUACAAGAAGAUGGAGUUGGUGAUGAUUUUAUCCAAGAAGUUUUAGAUUUGGAAGAAAGUGCAUCAAAUGAUACAAUUGAUUCUGAAGGAUUAACCCCAUAUAAGCUCCAUGGAGUUGAAGGAUACGUUGACUUGUUCUCCAUAAUUGAAAAUACAUCAGAUGAAGAAGUUAAUAACUUGAUGAUUGAGUUUGUUCAAUUCUUGUUGAUUUAUUUCAGAUAUCGCAUCAAGGAUCUAGAUAAUGGGUUGUUAUUGAAAGCCAAAAAUCUGAAAUCAAUUAUUACACAAUUUGGUGUUUUUGAAAGGGAAAUUUUAAGAAAAUUUAUUGAAAUUGCUCAAGGUUUAGAAAGUAAAGAACAAUUUCUUGAUUUUAUCAUUGGUGCUGAGGAGUUGGAUGUUGAAUGGUUGAAAUAUAGAUUGAAUCCAAGAUAUGUUUCGUUUGAAACGAAAUUGGAACUUCAAAAGAAAUAUAUGACAUCUGCAUUCACUCAACUUGGAAUUAACCCAUUAGAGGAUGGAAAUACAAGAACUUCAGCUUGA